Cherax quadricarinatus is the source of this 2377-nucleotide messenger RNA. The record is from RefSeq and is a predicted model, not a curated record. NCBI's taxonomy places the organism in Eukaryota, Metazoa, Arthropoda, Malacostraca, Decapoda, Parastacidae.
AUGCAUAUCAACAUCUGUUCGAACUACUCCGACUGGGGAACGCACUAUCCCCCUGACGUCUGUGGUCCCUUGUUUGAGGAAGAGUUAGAAUACUGGGGCCUCGACUCCAACCAAGUGGAGCCUUGUUGCUGGAUGACAUACACUGCGCACAGAGACACGCAAGAAACAUUGGCUGUGUUGGAUCGCCUUGACCUGGACACAGAUAAACCCAGUGAGGAGGAGUUAGCCCGCAAGUUCGGGUUUGAAGAUGAUUACUUCUCUGGAAACCUCUCAUGGUGGCAGAAGACUAAACCUAAAUUAUGGUCCCUUUUUGACGAGCCAUACUCCUCUCAAGCUGCCAAGGUAAUUGGUGUGAUCUCUGUAUUCUUCAUCUGCGUGUCCAUCUUAUCGUUCUGCCUGAAGACACACCCGGAUAUGCGGGUGCCUGUUAUAGAGAAUGUGACCGUUCAGACAGCAGAAAAUACCACAGUGUGGACACUGGACAAGAAAGCAACUAAUGCUCAUGAAGCAUUCUUCUAUAUAGAGUGUGUCUGUAACACUUGGUUUACUUUUGAAAUAUUAAUUAGACUAAUUGCAUCACCCAACAAGUUUAUGUUUCUUAAAGCUUCAGUGAACAUGAUUGAUUUUAUUGCUACCUUGAGCUUCUAUGUGGACAUUCUAUUGCAGAAGUUUGCUUCCCACUUGGAAAACGCAGACAUCCUUGAGUUCUUUAGUAUCAUUCGAAUCAUGAGGUUAUUUAAAUUAACGCGACAUUCGUCAGGACUCAAGAUCCUGAUACAAACAUUCAGAGCAUCAGCGAAAGAGUUAACCUUGCUUGUGUUUUUCCUGGUGCUGGGUAUAGUAAUCUUUGCCUCCUUGGUAUACUACGCUGAGAGGAUACAAGCAAACCCACACAAUGACUUUAAUAGUAUCCCGCUUGGUCUGUGGUGGGCGUUAGUUACUAUGACUACUGUGGGAUAUGGUGAUAUGGCACCAAAGACUUACGUGGGCAUGUUCGUCGGUGCCCUGUGUGCCCUGGCUGGUGUAUUGACAAUUGCGUUACCAGUACCUGUCAUCGUAUCUAACUUUGCCAUGUACUACAGUCACACUCAAGCAAGAGCCAAACUUCCCAAGAAGAGGCGGCGUGUCCUGCCGGUGGAACACGUCCGUGUGGGUCCUGUUGUUUCUCCACCCAAGCGUGGAGGGGGACCCAACGAUAUGAACCGAGGGCCAGGACCAAAGAUGGGCAACGGUGAUGAGGUCAUCCCCAUGUUGAGUCUUAACAACCACCUGCAAUUGGGUGUGGGGUACUGCCCACCUCCACCCACCCCAACAGUGGCAACCCCACCCACCGCCCUCUCCAAUACUUAUGUGGCGGAACCAACCGCCCGCUCCAACAUUCAUACGGCGCCCCCUACCACCCUCAACACUCUCCCGCUGCCCACCGCUGCCCUACCCAACAAUUACAGUGCUGCGAUUCCACCACACCCUCGGACCACCCCCCUAAGUGGCUCCCAAGUGUCCUCUAUACAUGGGCCCCAAACUGUCACACUACGUGGGUCCCAAUCAUCCCCUUUACAUGGGUCUAAAACUCCCUCAGUACGUGUAUCACAAUCAUCUCAUUAUCAUGGCUGUCAGACCAGUGUUGGAGAGAGCUUCUUUUCACCAAGAAACUUUACCUAUAUAGAAGACUUGCAAGAUGCCCUGCAAGGGGCAGAUCUCCGCGACGUAGACAGAGGUCGACUUUCUGAUGUCUUGCAAUCCUCAAAAGCUGUUUAUCCUGCACGUAUGACUCCUUCUUCUUCUUCUACUAACACCCAUCUUCGCCCUCAAACAACCUCUCUUCUCCCUCCACCCAUUACACGGUAACCUGGCGCCUACAUAAUAAAGCCUUACAGUGUUGCCUCAGUAUUCCACCUUAAAUGUACGGUACUCUCAUUUUGUCACAUAACCUUUCUAGCAUUCAAGUCAAACUUUUUUUGUAAUUUGAAUCUUAACCUAUUGUACCCAGUUUUAACCAUAAUAAUAUUACUGUACUAUACCUUGUUAUGGCUUUUAUUCACACUUAUCUUUGUCACUGUUGUUUAUCUGUUUGUUUUCAUAAAUGCAAUGUUUAUAUCUAUUGUUACCCACAGAUGUAUAACUCUUAUCUACUAUUUCCAUUUAUUUACAAGGAAAAUUCAGUUAAACUGCACCAAAUGACAUGCAUUGUUUCUUUCUCAGAAUCAUAGUCUAGAUUAUUUAAAUGUUACCCAUAAUGUAAAAUUCUCAUGUAAUUUCUGCAGGUGUGUGAAACUCAUAUCUGCUCCCUUUACAUAGCCUCAUAUACAAUCAAUAAUUAAUUUGACUCUGUAGUCCCAACAUUGUGCUUGCUGGACUUUCUUCAGAAAAACCUACA